Diachasma alloeum is the source of this 2999-nucleotide messenger RNA. RefSeq names its product 4-coumarate--CoA ligase 1. The transcript has 8 exons. Lineage: Eukaryota; Metazoa; Arthropoda; Insecta; Hymenoptera; Braconidae. Gene Ontology annotation, biological process: long-chain fatty acid metabolic process; fatty-acyl-CoA biosynthetic process. Gene Ontology annotation, molecular function: long-chain fatty acid-CoA ligase activity. The record is from RefSeq and is a predicted model, not a curated record. Bases 1049 to 2578 code for a protein of 509 amino acids.
GAGCGGAUCUCUGAGCUUGGGCCUUCAGCCGUAGGAAAAAUCGAGUCAAAGUCCCAUGUCGUAGCCAUUAAAAUGGCAAUGCGUAUACCGACCCAGUUCAAUCCAAUAGCGUGUAAUAUAAUCAGUUUAAUAUACCAUCGUUUGAGGUAUUGAACACGCGAGUGGUUAUUGAGAACUUCACCCUUCAUAUCCGUUGUCCAACAUCCCUCCGAGUGAGCGAAUCCACCGUGAGCUCACCGCCGAAGUUAGCCGAGGCUGGAGUGAACGGAAAACGAUCCAAAAUAGAUCGGAGAACAAGAAUUGGAACAAAUUUGAGAAGCACUGGAUGCGCAGUUCUCAAGACCAGACCCGUUAUCAUUCGUACAUCAGCUGCCAACUGCAUUGGUUCAAGGUGAAAAUUAAGAAGCAAUCCUGCUAUGACGGUUUUCAUUUCCAACAUUGCAAAUUUUUGCCCUGAAAAUAGAAGAAAACGUCAAUCAGUGCGCAAAUCAGGGUUGCCAGAUUUUGGCGAUUUAUGGCCAAAACCUGUACAAUUUUAAAUGGGGUUACGUCACGAUCUGGUAACACUGACGCAAAUCCAUCGCUGGAUAUCGUCCUACACGACAGAUUAAAUUGUGUUGAAUGAAUUUGCUGCAUAAUUGUGAAAACCAUUCAAUUAAUCACCAAUACAGUUUCUUGGUCCGGCACUAAAUGGUACGUAAGCAAAAGCAUGUCUUCCCUUUGAAUUUUCUGGUAAAAAUCUGUCAGGAUCGAAGACAUUUGGAUGAGGCCAGUAAUGUGGAUCUCGAUGCGUAUCGAAAGCUUGAAGAGUUACCGUAACUCCUUUAGGUAUGAAACAAGUUUCUGGAUGGAAGAUGAAAAUUACAAUUAACGUCAAUUCUAUAGUCGUUCUCCAUAAUUUGAGGAAUAAAACAAAUAUACGGAGUUGUAUGUCUUCAGUUGAUUUCCGACCGAAUGUGGGCACACCAGGAUACAAUCGCAGACACUUUUUGAUGCAUCGAUCAAGCGAGCCUUCAAAAACGUGAUGGAUCAAUUAUGAAGUGAGUCCAUGGAUCUACGCCAUGGAACUAUGGUGUGUGCAUCAUCUGGGAGAUCGUAUUCAUAUGGGCAGUUGAGGCGAUUAUCUGGAAGAUUUGCAACUUCUUUGCGACGAAAUAGUGUGAGACCUGGGGAUACGUUGGCAGUUGUUCUUCCUAAUAUUCCGGAGUAUGCCAUUGUCGUGUUAGGAGCGAGUGAAGCUGGAGUAAAGGUGACAUUAUUAAACCCUGCGUUUACACCUUAUGAAAUGAGUGUACAAAUUGGGAAGUCAGAAGCUAUUGGAGUAAUUACAACUCAGAAGAAAUAUCCAGUAAUAGUAGAAGAUCUAAAAGGAGGAAAUUCGAUCCGAUUGCCAACCAUUGUUAUUCCGAGUGGGAGCGAGCCCAUUCCUACAGGUGCAAUAAACUUCAGGGAUUUGAUUGAUGAUGGAAUUGAGGAAUUCGAAAAAACUGGAGAACAAACUGGAAUCGAUGAUAAAAAUGAUGGGUUUGUUCUACCGUAUUCAAGUGGAACGAGUGGAUUCCCUAAAUGCGUUCAACUCACUCACAGGAAUAUUGUCGCUAAUUUAACACAACUCGAACAUGUCACAUCCCAUUUCGAUGGAUUCUUGCAAACUCGUGGUGAGCACCAAGAUAUUGUACCUGUGUUUCUACCUUUCUACCAUAUUUAUGGUUUUGUGGCGUGUCUCCAGCUCUAUCUCAGGAUGGGUGGAAAAGUCAUUUGUAUGCCCGAAUUCACAUCGAAAAAUUUACUAGAAGUUCUUGAGAAAAAUAGAACAACAGUACUAAACUUAGUACCUCCAGUAGUUCAACUUAUGGUGAAUGAUGACAGUUUCAAUAAAAAAGAUAUGGCAAGCCUCAAACGUGUUAUAUGCGGAGGAGCCCCCCUUGGACCUGAACUACUUACCAAAUUCCACUCGAAAAUGGGAACCACUAUUAAGCAGGGCUAUGGAUUGACCGAGACCUCAUCGGUAAUAUCAGUAGCGAAUGCUUCGCCUCAGGAGUCUGUAGGCUCGUUAGUGGUAAAUACCCAGGUCCGAAUUGUUCGCAGAAAUGAUAAGUUUGGGCAAAACCUGGGGGCUAACGAAAUAGGGGAAAUUGUUGUGAAAGGACCACAGGUAAUGGCAGGAUACUUUAAAGAUGUGAAGGCCACCACCGAUUGUAUGGAUGGCGAGUGGUUCAAGACAGGUGAUUUAGGUCGUUUUGAUGAAAACGGACAUUUAUUCAUCACUGGACGUAUGAAGGAGCUCAUCAAAGUCAAGGGCUUCCAGGUGUCUCCAGCCGAGCUGGAGGACGUCAUCAUUGGCCACGAAAAAGUCGCAGACGUUGCAGUAAUUGGAAUACCCCACGAAAGACUCGGAGAAGUACCGAAAGCAUUCAUUGUACCAAAACCGAAUAUCAAAAUCACAGAGAACGAAGUAAAACAUUACGUUGCAGAGCGGCUAUCCAAACAUAAACAUAUCGAUCAAGUAGAAUUCAUUGAUGAAAUCCCAAAAAGUGCAGCUGGAAAAAUUCUUAGGAAGGAACUGCAAAAGCUAUAAUACGAAAUUUAUCUACUUUUUAGUAAAAUCCAAUACAAAUGGACAAUGAAACUCACCAGUCCAAUUUUCAUCAGUUAUCAGAGACAAUUGGCAGUAUUUGUGUUGUAUUUAAGACUAAACAAUGGGCCCAUUCGUGAAUAUCCUUACGCAUAAAUGUUUUGACAGAAUCAAUAAACUCGGUUCUGGCCUAAUUCUCUUUGUCGGGUUUUCCAUAAAGAAAAUCUGCCCUUCCCCCUUCCAGAAAUGCUGGAAAAUCACCGAAUCUUUCCAAAUUUUCAACAGCUUCUCUCAACAGAACUUUCUGGGUGAUAUUCGCAAUACAAUGAUGGAAUUAUUACGUGACAGGCAACCAGCACCAGUAGUCCCGUUAGCUCCAGUAGUUCCACCGGUACCACAAGUUCCACCAAAACCAGCGGUUCUA